CAACUAACCUGUCUUUACCCCCACGAUCGACAGACCUUCCAAGGCGCAGAAGCAACAUAGGAAGAAGUCGGUCCUCGCGAACGACAGAAUCACUCCUCUCGAAUAUGGCGGAGGUUGAAGAUGACGACACUUCAUCCAAUCACAUAAACUCUCUCUCUCUCUCUCUGAGCAAAUCCUCCAAAAAAAAAGUUUUCUUUUGAGGAUUACUCGAGCAUUAAGCGGAGAAACUUUGAAGUUGAAGCCUCUCUCUCGUUUCUGCAAGAAGAGCGAUGAUUAAUUCACUCUGUGGCAGCAGGGGAUCUCUCAAGGCCCAGAGCUCAUGCACGCAGAUUCAGCCGAGUCUCCCGAACGACUCGACCUCACAGUCAAGUGGCACUCUCCCAUGUCCUGAUAGUAUGGACAAGAGCAAGGACGCCACGACCGCGCCCAGCCUAGAGUACGCAUCGCCGAGGUUCGACAUGGUUGACAAUCCCAUGACCGACUCGCCCACAACGGCGCUGCUGGCGUCCCUCCUUUCCUCGGGCCAAAUGGACGGGCCGGACUUCAUGAUCUGCUCGCCAGUGGGGAACCUGCUGUCUCCGGAGAGCACCUCGGCUUACAAUUACAACCAUGCGCAGGCGAUGCAGGGGCAAUCGGUUUCGGGUUGCUCUCCGCCUCGGUUUGCUUCUCAGCUGGGGUGUUCUUUCAGCGGCGCUCACAAAGAGAGGGGGCUCAGUCCUCUUCAGAGAGUCCUCAAUUCUGCACGCCGCAGGGAUCAGGUCAUCGCGCAGUCUGACUGCAUUUCUCUGGACUUCUUGGAGGACUACAGUGUUAAAGAUGAAUUCGGAGGGUAUCCGGUGCCAGGGCCGGUGUCCGGGUUUGGAACCGAGGAGUGUUUCGAUGUCCUGACAACUACCACGGCUUCGUUGGAAAUGCCGCAUGCUUCGAGGUUCCAUGCAGGACCGGCCAAGGAAGUCAUCGGAGAGGACUACAAAAACGAGACUUGCCAGGAGAUCGGUGACUUAUGCGAUGCGAAGCCCCUCAAAUUGGUGACAACUCUAUCGGAGCAACUGCGGCGAGAAGAUUGCCAGGAAGAGCAACAGCAAAGCAGCUUCGUUGUGCCUAUUCCUACAAAUUGUGAGCAGGAGCAAGACAGUGGCCUCCAACUAGUGCACCUCCUCCUCACCUGCGCCAAAGCCGUCUCCAAGGGAGACUACUUGCUGGCCAGGAAGUACCUCGACCACCUAUACCGCGUAGUCACCCCGAUCGGCGACUCCAUGCAACGCGUCGCAUCUUUCUUCACCGAAGCCCUCAACGAGAGGCUCGCCUCUGGAGCCACUGCUACCAAAUCCUCGAAACCAUCAAGACUUCCCUCUCCUGUCCCGCCAAACUCCUUGGAGAUCCACAAGAUCUACCAGAUCCUCUGCCAAGCCUGCCCCUACGUGAAGUUCGCCCACUUCGCCGCAAACCAAGCCAUCUUCGAGGCCUUUGCAGAUGAGGAUCGCCUGCAUGUGAUCGAUCUCGACAUCUUACAAGGAUAUCAGUGGCCGUCCUUCAUGCAGGCUCUUGCUGCGAGACCAGGUGGCCCUCCGUUUCUGAGGAUAACAGGAGUCGGGCCAUGCAUUGAGAUGGUGAGCGAAACGGGCCGGUGCUUGGUGGAACUGGCGCAAUCCCUACAUCUCCCGUUUGAGUUUCAUCCGGUCGGCGAGCAACUCGAAGCGCUCGAACAGUCUUUGCUGCAUAGAAGGGUCGGCGAAGCGCUCGCAGUUAACUCGGUGAAUUGCCUCCACCGUGUUCCAGGUACAAUAUUGCUAAUUUGUUUCGGUCACUCUCUGGUCCAUCUUUCCAACCAAUAUCGGAUCAUUCGCGGAAAACAUAUCUGCAAAUUUACGAGUAAAAUCAGUAUUUCUUUGCAUAGUAAACUAUGUGAUAAAAUCAACUCUCAUAACUUUAUACAUUUGAUCCUCGUCGCUUCAUAUGAAACCGAUUCAUCACAAACAGGUAUUUGCCUGGGGAGCUUACUGACAAUGAUACGGGACCAAGCACCGAGCAUAGUGGCACUAGUAGAGCAAGAAGCAAGCCACAACGGGCCCUACUUCCUCAGCCGCUUCCUUGAGGCGCUGCACUAUUACUCCGCGAUCUUUGACUCGCUCGAAGCAACAUUCCCGCCGAACUCGGUGCACAGGGCGAAGGUGGAGCAGUUCAUGUUCGCGCCGGAGAUAAGGAACAUAGUGGCAUGCGAAGGGCCAGAGAGGACGGAGAGACACGAGAGGCUGGAGAAGUGGAGGAAGGUUAUGGAAGGGACAGGGUUCACCAGAGUUCCGCUCAGUGAGAAUGCCGUGGCUCAGUCGAAGAUAUUGAUGGACCUGUAUUCAUGUCACGGGUAGAGUCUGAGGGAGGACAUGGGUUGCUUGCUCUUGGGUUGGCAAGACAGAGCCAUUGUGGCCGCAUCUGCAUGGCGAUGCUUAUAAAAUCUCCGACUCUGUAGGAACUCGCCUAUUGCGAGUGUUCCAACAUUUGGCCAAUGAAUUGAUCUAUGAAUAAG
Molecule: messenger RNA, 2524 nt
Organism: Rhodamnia argentea
Lineage: Eukaryota; Viridiplantae; Streptophyta; Magnoliopsida; Myrtales; Myrtaceae
Product: GRAS family protein RAM1-like
Exons: 2
Coding region: 270-2366 (698 amino acids)
Biological process (GO): regulation of DNA-templated transcription
Cellular component (GO): nucleus
Molecular function (GO): sequence-specific DNA binding; DNA-binding transcription factor activity
Source: RefSeq, a predicted model, not a curated record